Molecule: messenger RNA, 1587 nt
Organism: Symbiodinium sp. CCMP2592
Lineage: Eukaryota; Dinophyceae; Suessiales; Symbiodiniaceae
Source: the annotation of a GenBank genome assembly
AUGCAGAUGGCGCUGUCUACUGACGAGGCCACAUGGCCCUACGAGGUGGACGAUGGUGAUCACUUCGAAACCUCAGCAGAAGCAUACCACGACAUUCUACCGCUGCUUCGCUGUGCCGCAAAGCUCCGCGGCCUGUCCGCAGAGGAUUUGAAGAUCUACGACCCGUACUACUGCAGUGGCCGCGCAAAGCGAUUGCUACAGGAGUUGGGCUUCCAUCGCGUGGCGCAUCGGCGUAGGGAUUUCUACGCAGAUAUCGCCGCAGGCAAGAUUCCAUCCUUUCACGUUCUGGUCACGAACCCUCCUUACAGCGCUGACCACAAGAACCGGCUACUGGACUUCCUCCUCGAGCGGCAGCGUGCCGCCAAGGCGGAAGCCUUGUCGGAGCCGUUUCUUCUGCUUCUGCCGUCCUGGACUGCCGGGAAGGCCUUUUUCCGGAAGUUCCUGCGGGCCUUGGCUCGUCUUGGGGAGGCACCGACCAGUGGCCGCGGGCGCGAAGAGCGCGGCGCGGGGGUGUUUUACGUUUGCAGGCGAGGUGCGGAGGGAAAGCCGGAGAAGUACAGCUUCGACCACGUGGCGGGAGCAGGGAGGCUGACGUGCCCUUUCUUCGGGAUUUGGAUCUGCGGUGGCUUCGGCGAGGCCGCCGCCACCAACCGCGCAUUGAAAGCCGCAGCAAGCGGCCGCGCCGAGGGUCUUUGGGAGGGCGCUUGGCACUCCUGUCGCCCUUUGCCUCCCGACAACGAGGAGGAAGACGCGACCACCAGUGUCCGCUGGCUUGAGGAUGAGACCUGGAGCGAGCUGCCCAACCAGCACCUUCGAGGAGGCGAUUCCGUGAAGACAGACAACAAGCAGCCGGUUUGCUACUCCUCCGUGACGGGUGCGCGCUGGAGGCUGGGUCUGAGCCGCAUCAAGAUGGUCACUGCCCGUGGUACAGUCUUGGGCGGUGCCGCCACCUUGCAGGAGGCUGGCAUCGAGGAUGGUGAGGUGCUGGCGGUAGUGGUAAAGGACAUAGAGAUUGUUGGCACCUAUGACGGCAGGGCAUUUGCGAUGAUCGGUCGCGACGGUUCUGUUGUGACGUGGGGACAAGACUCUUUGGGCGGCGACAGCAUUGAAGUUCAACAUCAGCUGCGAAACGUGCAGCAGAUCAAAGGAACGAGAGGAGCCUUCGCUGCCAUAUUGGAGGAUGGAUCUGUCUGCACCUGGGGGGAGACGCGCCAGGAUGCGACGUUUGAGGCCGUCCGCCAUGAGCUGCGGGACGUCCGAAAUCUCCAGGCGAGCUUUGGCGCUUUUGCGGCGGUUCGGGGAGACGGAACGGUGGUUGCAUGGGGUAGCCACAGCCACGGUGGGCGCAUCACUGGAGCUUUGAAGACCAAACUCCAGUUCGUGCGGGACAUCGAAGCAACUGGCCUGGCCUUUGCGGCGUUAUGCGCAGAUGGUUCGGUGGUCGCCUGGGGUCACGAGGACUCGGGUGGUGACAGCCGCGCUGUCGGUGAUCGGCUCCAGCAGGUUUGGAAGGCAAAACCGCAAAAGUCCAGUGAAAAGGGGAACUUGACUCUGGAUUACUGGGGCUGGAGCUCAGUCAGUCUUUGA